Molecule: messenger RNA, 2531 nt
Organism: Rosa chinensis
Lineage: Eukaryota; Viridiplantae; Streptophyta; Magnoliopsida; Rosales; Rosaceae
Product: wall-associated receptor kinase-like 14
Exons: 3
Coding region: 200-2305 (701 amino acids)
Biological process (GO): protein phosphorylation
Molecular function (GO): protein kinase activity; ATP binding
Source: RefSeq, a predicted model, not a curated record
AACAAUUAGCAAAUAAACCCAUUUUUCUUUCAGUAGGAAAAAGAAGACCGAUUAUAACGUCAUUGACUCGAAGUGUGUAAGAAAGAAACUCUAUCUCCUCAAACAUUAUCAUUAUGUUUCCUCUGAUUGCAAUUGGUUUUAUAUGAAUCUCACUCAUCCAAUCUCUCACACUACUCCAACUUCAUAACAAAACUCUUCCAUGAAUAUCAGAGAGAAUCUAAUCUUCCGCUUCCUAGCAAUCCUUUUCCUCAUCGUCACUACCAAUGCAUCAUCGAUUCAAUCUUGCAAUCGAUCGUGUUUGAGCUCCUUCGGACCCGAUCGCUUGCCAUAUCCAUUCGGAUGCUCAGCCGGCUGUGAAAUCCAACUAAAUUGUACAGAAAACGCCGGAGUCUUCAUCGGAGAUUUCCCCGUCCAGUCGAUAAACUUUGAGAGCAUAAGAAUCAACCUCCAAAGCCGAUGCAACCGUCCCUUGCACACCCUCCACCAACUCUACAGCAAUCACCACGCGCCGACGUCCCGAAACGCCUUUCUGUUACGAAACUGCACGGAUGAUCAGGCCUCCAGCAGUUGCGAGAUUCCUAGUAUCCAGGUCGAGGCCAGGUUUCAGGCCCCACAGGAUUGCAGCAAAAAUACAAGCCUCAGUUGCUACGCGGAGAGCAAUAAGAAUGCUACGUUUUUGGAAUACGAGAGCGUCGAGAAGAAGGGCUGCAAGUACUUGCUGUCGUCCAUAUCGGCACAGAUUUUAAAUAACACGCAGACGCCGUCGGUGACGUUGGAUGUUGAAGUGGCGGAGUUGGGGUGGUGGCUGCCAGGAGUUUGCAAUUGUGAUAAACACGCCCAGUGUUUUCCGGUUUUGACGCCGAAUGGAAGCCACGGAUACAGGUGCAACUGCACGGAGGGCUUCGUCGGAGAUGGUUUUCGGGCUGGCUUGGGCUGCCGGAAAGCUUCACCAGACUGCAACCCUGCAAAAUUCUUGUCUGGGCAAUGUAAAGGAAAGAAGACCAGAAUCAUCGUUUUGAUCGGAGGUGUCGUUUUUGGAGCUUUUCUAAUGAUCAGUCUAGGUCUGUUGUGCUGUUUCAUUCGGCGGCAAGCCAAAGUGAAAGCCAGACACUGCACAAAGCGCCUGCUAUCCGAAGCUACAGGCAACUGCAACAUUCCCAUCUAUCCCUAUAGAGAAAUUGAGAAAGCCACAAAUGGCUUCUCAGAUAAACAGAGGCUGGGGACUGGAGCCUUUGGGACUGUCUAUGCAGGGAAACUCCACGCUGAUGAAUGGGUUGCCAUAAAAAAAAUCAAGAACAGAGAUGACACUAUUGAACAAGUCAUGAACGAGAUCAAACUCAUUUCAUCUGUAAGGCACCCGAAUCUUGUCCGCCUAUUGGGAUGUUCCAUUGAACGUGGUGAGCAGAUUCUUGUGUAUGAAUUCAUGGCCAAUGGAACAUUAUGUCAACAUUUACAGAGAGAGAGAGGUGAUGGACUUUCUUGGCCUAUACGUCUCACCAUUGCUACUGAAACUGCUCAAGCAAUAGCCCAUCUCCACUCUGCUGUUAAACCCCCAAUUUAUCACAGAGACAUAAAGUCAAGCAACAUUCUUUUGGAUUGUAAAUUCAAGUCCAAAGUGGCAGAUUUUGGUCUUUCGAGGCUUGGCAUGACUGAAUCUUCCCACAUUUCAACAGCUCCACAAGGGACUCCGGGUUAUCUCGAUCCUCAGUACCAUCAGAACUUCCAUCUUUCGGAUAAGAGUGAUGUCUAUAGCUUCGGUGUAGUCCUUGUUGAGAUUAUAACAGGAUUAAAAGCAGUGGACUUUUCUCGGCCACAAAAUGAAGUGAACUUAGCUGCUCUUGCCACCGAUAAGAUUGGAAAAGGGUGUUUAAACGAGAUCAUAGAUCGAUCUCUUGAACCCUUUAUGGAUGAUUGGACUGCUUCGUCGAUUCAUAAGGUAGCAGAAUUAGCAUUCAGAUGUUUAGCAUUUGAUAGAGAUGCGAGGCCUUCUAUGCUGGAAGUGAAAGCUGAGUUAGAAGAAAUCAAGUUUAGUAAAUGGCCACCAUCAGAAGAAAACACUUGCACAGCUUCAUCAGAGGAAUCUUCUUUAGGUUCUACAUCUAGUGUUAGUGAGAAACCUCUGAACACUAGUAAGUCACAAUCAGAGCGCAAUAUCUUUGUGGUGCAGACUAGUGCUGGAGCUGCUAGUAGCUUCAAUUCAAUGGAAAAGUUGAAGGACGAUUCACCAGUUUCAGUGCAAGACUCAUGGUUAAGUGAACACAGCUCAUCACCUUCAUCAAAUAGUUUGCUGAGCAAUGCACUCUGAGGUAAAAUUUUCGUAUAUAGUGCUUAGGUUCAUGUCAUAAUCAAGUUAGUUUCGGAUUAUAUAGUGCAUAUUGUUUCUGUUUUGUAAUUGUUAGUUGAUUACAUGGAAUAAGAACCUGUAGGCUGUUUAGUAUUGGUAAUAAGAGGAAAGUCUUUGAUCCUACUGUAAAUAUUGAUACAUUAAGAAGAUGUUUGUCUGGGAUUUUGGAGAUCUUUUUGCUUAUUUA